GACCAGCCUCCUUCCCGUCAUCAUGAAGCUGGGUGGGUUCCGCGUGACUUCAGUGAUCGAUGCAUCAACAUCCCAUGUUGUGUGCGGGGAAGCACGGCGCACAUUGAGCCUAUUGCAAGGCAUUGCAAGAGGUGCGUGGGUUCUGGACUCAUCGUGGGUAUAUGAGUCACUUGAGCUGGGUCGAUGGGCACCAGAGGAAGCUUUUGAGCUCUUCAUGGCUUUUCCAGGGGCCAAGAUCUCACGGCUACAAAAGCAGGAGCGAGGCAGAAAAGGGAAUUACACCCAAACACUCUUUUCUGGAGUGGGUUCCAUCUAUGUUUCAGAAGGAUGCACUCCUCCCACAGACCAACUAAGGGUAAGGCUGAGAAAGAGAGUUAAGAAGAGGUUUUAA
Penaeus vannamei (Pacific white shrimp) is the source of this 391-nucleotide messenger RNA. The record is from RefSeq and is a predicted model, not a curated record. NCBI's taxonomy places the organism in Eukaryota, Metazoa, Arthropoda, Malacostraca, Decapoda, Penaeidae.